AUGCAAGUAAAACACAGAUUGAUAAAAAAAUCAAGAUUGUCAAAGGCGCAGAAGGACCUGCUUAACACCUAUUUUGAAAUGAAUCCGAAUCCGAAUCCUCAGGAGAGAGCUCAAAUUGCAUGCCAAUCACUAAUAUCCGAGAGUAAGAUUCGAAAUUGGUUUCAAAACAGGAGAGCUAGAGAAAGAGGCGAUUGUAAAGUGUCACCGUGUCUGAAUGGUCUUAAUACAAACACAAAUGUUCUUGAAAGCUAUAUUUCUAAGGUUCACCCAACAUCGAACGAUCUCUACAUUCGAAGAUAA
Encephalitozoon hellem ATCC 50504 is the source of this 300-nucleotide messenger RNA. RefSeq names its product homeobox domain-containing protein. The transcript has a single exon. Gene Ontology annotation, molecular function: DNA binding; DNA-binding transcription factor activity, RNA polymerase II-specific. Lineage: Eukaryota; Fungi; Microsporidia; Unikaryonidae. Gene Ontology annotation, biological process: regulation of DNA-templated transcription. The record is from RefSeq and is a predicted model, not a curated record. The coding region runs from base 1 to 300 and encodes 99 amino acids.